Molecule: messenger RNA, 1857 nt
Organism: Eurypyga helias (sunbittern)
Lineage: Eukaryota; Metazoa; Chordata; Aves; Eurypygiformes; Eurypygidae
Gene: SCYL3
Product: SCY1-like 3 (S. cerevisiae)
Exons: 12
Source: RefSeq, a predicted model, not a curated record
UUCCUCUGCCACGUCACGUCGGUGCGAGACCAGUCAUGCAUCCCUUGCGAGGAGAGGUCAGCAGAUUUCCAAAUCCUGCCCAGCAGCUGUGGGCACGCGCGGGAUGCCUACGCGUUCGGAACAACGGUGGAAAACCUCCUGACGGUCCUGAACGAUCAGGUUUCAGGGGAUAUUCUCUCCGGCUUUCAGCAAACCUUGCGCUGUACGCUGCUGAAUCCAGACCCCAAGUGUCGCCCACCGCUGUCCAGCCUCUUGUCUCACGAGUUCUUCAGGAACGAUUUUCUGGAAGUUGUGAACUUCCUGAAGACGUUGACACUAAAGUCCGAGGAGGAAAAAACUGCGUUUUUCAAGUAAGUGAGGAAACUGUCAUCGUGGGCUGGGGAAGAGCUGGUGGCGUCGCGGCUGGUGCCUCUUCUGCUCAAUCAGCUCGUGUUUGCAGAACCUGUAGCUGUCAAGAGCUUCCUUCCUCAUCUGCUGGGUCCAAAGAAAGAGCAAAUCGGCGAAAACCAGCCCAGCUGCCUGCUGUCGCCGGCCUUGUUCCAGACGCACGUCAUUCCCGUGCUGCUGAAGCUGUUCGAGGUUCACGAGGAGCACGUUCGAAUGGUGCUGCUGUCUCACAUUCACGCCUACGCCGAACUCUUCUCCCGUGAGGAGCUGAAGAACAUCAUACUGCCUCAGGUACUGCUGGGCCUCCGAGACACCAGCGACUCCAUCGUCGCAAUAACGCUGCACAGCUUAGCGGUCCUCGUCUCCCUGCUCGGGCCCGAUGUGGUUGUCGGUGGAGAAAGAGUGAAGAUUUUCAAGCGCUCUGCGCCAAGUUUCAUGAAGACGGCCGAUCUCUCCCCAGAAGCCUCCCCGGGUCAUGUUGUAAGCAACGGGAGAAAUCAAACCUCUCGGCCCUCGAAGACCAACUCCAGCGGGUUCCCCACCUCCGGAAACAUCCCCGGCAAGAAGCUUUCCGUGCGACAGGACAACCCACUGGCUCUCGAGACAGGUGAGCCAGACACUCGGUCGCCCCUGAAUGGAAUUCCUGGAAGCAUUAAUGCACCAGGAAGUGGCCGGAGCUCUUGGACUACCUCUGAAAAGCCGGUGGAGGAGUGGCCAGACUGGAGCGAGCCAGAGGAGCCGGACACGGAGCAGACUGUGAACAUUCACAUUCAGCCCCAAGAGCCACGGGGCAGCGCGGGACCUUAUUUUGCUGGACACGAUGUGGAUGAGAAGCCUUGGGAUGACUUUGAGCCCAGCAGCCCUAGUCCCGAACUGUCCUCGGGAAACUGCCUCGCUGUGCCACAGGCUGAUGGGGUCGAAACGCCCAGGCCCGGGCCGGGUACCCAUCAACUGAGCAAAGACUUCAAAAGCCUCAGACUGAGUCCCCUCACAAAGUCCUGCCCUGGGAACAGCUGGAGCAGGGAGAACUGGGACCACCAGGAACAACUGGGAGAAACUGUGCUGCCCAAAAGGACCUUUCAGGAAAGGUUGACAUCUUCAUCCGAGUCCGGCCUAGGAGAAGAAUUCACCAUCAAAGUGAAGAGGAAACCCGCACGAGACCCUGAGCUGGACUGGUUUGCUGACAUGAUCCCAGACAUCAAGCCUUCUUCGGCUGUCUUGAGAGAAGGUGCUUCCCAGAACGCGCUGUUCUCACCCAAAUUUGCAGCGGCUGAUGUUAUUGAGGCUGAAGCUGCAGGCUGGGGUGAAGAAGAGGAGUUGAACUGGGAAGAUGACACUAACUGGUAAUGGCUGGACUGAAAGAGACAAAGGCAGUUUAUGGCGUGUUGGAUCCUGCGAGAGAAGUCGCUGCUUCCCCACUACAACAGAUAAGUACCUCAGCACUGCUUUUGCCAGAAGGCAGGCCCUUGC